AUGUCAGUCUGUUCAUAUCUAUCUAUCUAUCUAUCUCAUUCUUUUCUUAUCUAUCUCAGGCUUUUCAUAUCGAUGUCAGUCCUAUCAUAUCUAUGUCAGUUUGCUCAUAUCUAUCUAUCUAUCUAUCUAUCUCAGUCUUUUUACAUCUAUCUAUCUAUCUAUCAAUCUCAGUCUUUUCAUGCCUAUCGAUGUCAGUCUUAUCAUAUCUAUGUCAGUUUGCUCAUAUCUAUCUAUCUAUCUAUCUAUCUCAGUCUUUUUACAUCUAUCUAUCUAUCUAUCAAUCUCAGUCUUUUCAUGCCUAUCGAUGUCAGUCUUAUCAUAUCUAUGUCAGUUUGCUCAUAUCUAUCUAUCUAUCUAUCUAUCUCAGUCUUUUACAUCUAUCUAUCUAUCUAUCAAUCUCAGUCUUUUCAUGCCUAUCGAUGUCAGUCUUAUCAUAUCUAUGUCAGUUUGCUCAUAUCUAUCUAUCUAUCUAUCUAUCUCAGUCUUUUUACAUCUAUCUAUCUAUCUAUCAAUCUCAGUCUUUUCAUGCCUAUCGAUGUCAGUCUUAUCAUAUCUAUGUCAGUUUGCUCAUAUCUAUCUAUCUAUCUAUCUCAGUCUUUUUACAUCUAUCUAUCUAUCUAUCAAUCUCAGUCUUUUCAUGCCUAUCGAUGUCAGUCUUAUCAUAUCUAUGUCAGUUUGCUCAUAUCUAUCUAUCUAUCUAUCUAUCUAUCUCAGUCUUUUUACAUCUAUCUAUCUAUCUAUCUCAGUCUUUUCAUGCCUAUCGAUGUCAGUCUUAUCAUAUCUAUGUCAGUUUGCUCAUAUCUAUCUAUCUAUCUAUCUAUCUCAGUCUUUUUACAUCUAUCUAUCUAUCUAUCAAUCUCAGUCUUUUCAUGCCUAUCGAUGUCAGUCUUAUCAUAUCUAUGUCAGUUUGCUCAUAUCUAUCUAUCUAUCUAUCUAUCUCAGUCUUUUUACAUCUAUCUAUCUAUCUAUCUAUCUCAGUCUUUUCAUGCCUAUCGAUGUCAGUCUUAUCAUAUCUAUCUAUCUAUCUAUCUAUCUCAUUCUUUUCUUAUCUAUCUCAGGCUUUUCAUAUCGAUGUCAGUCCUAUCAUAUCUAUGUCAGUUUGCUCAUAUCUAUCUAUCUAUCUAUCUAUCUCAGUCUUUUUACAUCUAUCUAUCUAUCUAUCAAUCUCAGUCUUUUCAUGCCUAUCGAUGUCAGUCUUAUCAUAUCUAUCUAUCUAUCCAUACCUUUUCAUAUCUAUCUCUCGUUAUCUUAUUCAUAUCUAUUGAUAUCUGUCUUAUGUAUCUAUCUAGCUCCGACUUUUCAUAUCUAUAUAUCUACCUUAGUCUUUUCAUAUCUAUCUAUGUAUCUAUCUAUCAAUCUGUCUAUCAAUCUUUUCAUAUCUCUCUCUCCUAUCUAUCUAUCUAUCUAUCUAUCUGA
Acanthosepion pharaonis is the source of this 1416-nucleotide messenger RNA. The record is from the annotation of a GenBank genome assembly. Lineage: Eukaryota; Metazoa; Mollusca; Cephalopoda; Sepiida; Sepiidae.